Engraulis encrasicolus (European anchovy) is the source of this 3130-nucleotide messenger RNA. RefSeq names its product guanylate-binding protein 1-like. The record is from RefSeq and is a predicted model, not a curated record. NCBI's taxonomy places the organism in Eukaryota, Metazoa, Chordata, Actinopteri, Clupeiformes, Engraulidae. Bases 75 to 2357 code for a protein of 760 amino acids. The transcript is spliced from 17 exons. Gene Ontology annotation, molecular function: zinc ion binding; GTP binding; GTPase activity.
UCUUUCAUUGUUGGGCACAAACAGUGGAGCACACUGUCAGCUGCGCAUUGAGUGAGAAAACGGAUUCGACAACAAUGAGUUGGCAGAGGCAGACACCGCGGUGCGGAAGAGUGUGCAGAGCCUGGGAGACCAUCUACUCUUGCAGAGACUGUGUCUUGGACAACAGCUGUGUGAUGUGCCAGGACUGCUUCCAGAACAGUGUGCAUGUGAAUCAUACCAUCGAGAAGCGUGUGUCUAACGGUGGCACUGGCUGUAACUGUGGGGAAGUGGAAGUGUGGAGAAGAGCCCCCUACUGUUCCAAACACGCUCCUGCAGCCUCUGGUGCCACAGCCAGGGAGACUCGAACUACUAGCAGGUGGCAGGAACAUUGGGAGGUGCCCCUUCAUCAACAGCCUGCAGCCUCUACUAGAGGAGUCACAGUGAAAAUGGAGGAGCCAAUGUGUCUGAUUGAUACGGAGCGUGACGGGCGCCUGAGUGUCCAGCAGGGGGCACUACAGGUCCUGGAGCAGAUCCAGCAGCCGGUGGUGGUGGUGUCUGUGGUGGGGCUCUACCGCACGGGGAAGUCCUACCUCAUGAACCGACUGGCUGAGAAGCAAAGAGGCUUUGCUCUGGGCAGCACCAUUGAGUCCAAGACCAAAGGCAUCUGGAUGUGGUGUGUGCCUCAUCCCAAGAAAGAUGGACACACCCUGGUGCUGCUGGACACAGAGGGGUUGGGAGACGUGGUAAAGGGUGAUGAGAAACAUGACACGUGGAUCUUCUGUCUGGCUGUUCUACUCAGCAGCACCCUGGUCUACAACAGCAUGGGCACCAUUGAUAACACGGCCUUGGAGAAGCUACAUUUUGUGACAGAACUGACGGAGCACAUCAGGGUGAAGUCCACUGAUCACAGCAAGAACACAGAGCUGAUGCGCAUCUUCCCUUCCUUCGUGUGGACCGUCAGAGACUUCAGUCUGGACCUGGAGCUAGACGGCAAGCGCAUCACUGCUGAUGAGUACUUGGACCACUCUCUGAAGCUGAAACAAGGCUCCACCCCUGAAGUAGAGAGGCAUAACAAGGUUCGACAGAGCCUUACAAGGUUCUUUGCCGUGCGACGCUGCUUUGUCAUGGAUCGCCCCGCGAACAAGGAGAAGAUGAAACGCAUGGAGCAGGUGAAAGAUGCUGACCUGGAGCCCAGCUUUGUAGAGCAGGCAAAUGAGUUCUGCAACUACAUCCACCAGCAGGCCCAAGUCAAGACCAUGAGAGGAGGCCGAGGGCUGACCGGCAGGAUGCUGGGCAGCCUUGCAGAGACCUAUGUGGAGGCAAUCCGCAGUGGGAAGGUGCCGUGUCUGGAGAGCGCUGUGGAGUCGCUGGCCAAGAUCCACAACAGCCGAGCUGUGGCAGAGGCUCUGGAGUUCUACCAGGAACAAAUGACCCAGAGAGUGCAGUUCCCCACAGACACACAGGAGGCGCUGUCUAGGGUCCACACAACUGUAGAGAAACAGGCCAUUAGCAUCUUCAUCAAGGCCUCCUUCAACGACCAAGAUUACCAGCACCAGAAACAGCUGAAGGCCAGCAUAGAGGAAAAAUACGGAGAGUUCUGUAAGAUGAACGUGAAGGCGUCUCGUAAUCUGUGCGGGGAAGUCAUCCGUCAGGUGUUUGCCUCUCUGGAGAGUGGAUUGAGCAACCCAAACCCACUGCCAUUCCACACUCCUACAUGUUCAGUUUUUCAAACACUAACAUACACAAGACCUGGAGGCUACAGGGAUUUCUGCUCUGACCUCGACCAUGGAGUAAAGUGCUACAGAUCACAGCCAGGCAAGGGACUCAUGGGUGAGGUGGUCCUGACAGAGUAUCUGAAGGAGAAGCAUGUGGUGGGCGAGACUAUCCGGAAGGCUGACACGAGCCUGACUGAGGCCCAGAAGAGGGAGGAAGCUUGGAGGGUGCGGCAAGAGGAGUCAAAGCAGCAGGAGCAAUCUCUGCAGGAGCGUACCCGUAUGCAGGAGCGCGCGCUACAGGACCUGAAGGAGAGCAAUGAGGAGAACAUCAGGCAGCUGAAAGGGAAGAUGGAGGAGGAGAGGAGGAGGAACCAGGAGGAGCUGGAUCGCCUCCUCACCGCCAAGCUGCAGGAGCAAAAAGAGCUUCUGGAGCGUGGGUUCAAGGGACAAGCUAAAGAGCUGCAAGACGAAAUCGAUAAGCUGGUCAGAGACAGGAGAGAUGCUGAUAAGCCCAAACUUGAUCACGGUUUCUGGUCCGAGUUGGGAGAUGGCAUCCAGGAGAUUGGCACUGGCAUCGGCCGGAUGGGGAAAGCUGUGGUUACAGGUGUGGGAAAUGUCGCAACGUCUACGGUGAAUACAGUGAAGGGCUGGUUUGGCUGGUAGCCAGGGUUCGGGGGUGCUGAAUACUAAUAUACUCUCAAUGAUAUUAACCCUUUCUAGAGUUUCUAGCAUUGCAAGUGGAGGACAAAGUGUUUUGUAGUAGAUACAUAUAUCGACAGACAAGCUCAUCGAUAAAUGCUUUUUAAAAUGUAUUUUCAUUCACCUCUGAUACUAUAUUCUGUACGUGAGCCAAACCAAGGGAACAUGAGAGUGAGAUUAUUCAUUUCAGUGGUGACUGGUUCAUGAGGGGGUUGGGAAUAUCUAGAAAGGCUACAGAUUACUCUCCAACAAUCUAGAAUGCGUAACUGUCCACCACUCAAGGCUGCAGUUACUCUCCUGCAGUCACCUAGAGUGGCUACCAGUUACAUGCCAACAGUCAACACUCACAGAAGUGCCUUUACCUUAAAUACGUCAGGCAUGUCCCCACUACACACAUCAUGCUUAAUAUGUCCACUAGAUAUCUAUAGGUCACUGCUAAACUAGAUAUCUUUCCAUUUCAUAUCCACUAGAUGUCUAGUAAUUACUGCUUAAUAGCCACUGUAUGACAAGUGAUUACUGUUUCACGUGUCUGCUAGUUGCUUCAUGAUAAUAUUUAUUAUUUCAUAUUCUCACAUUAUCACUCGUGAUGAAGGCACUGUUUAGUAUUAUUUUGUGAAAUGAAAUUAAAUAUUUGAAUAUUAAUCUUUAUUCACGAUAUUAUUGCAACGUUGACGUCAUUUGUUGAUGGUGUUUUUCUGUUUUCAGUCAUAUUAAUAUAUACAAAUAAAAAAGUUGAA